GCACGGGCAGGGCGGGCUCUGCUCCGCGCCGGCCAUGCUGCGCCGCGCGGCGCGGCGACAGCAGGGGGAGGACAACUUGGAGGCGGUGUUGGAGCAGUGGGGGGAGCCCAUGACUCUCUUCACCAAGCCCACCUGCACGGUGGUCUUCUAUACCAACCUGAGGAGAGGGGCGAAGUUCCAGCUCUUCUGCGUGUCGAUCUCGUCGCCCCCUUGCGCGAAGAAGAAGGCUGCGGCGGAGUGGCGGGGUUUGAAGGAGAGCCUGGUGCCACUGCUCCAACUCACAGCCUUCCACAUGUUCAAGGCCUCCCGGGGCAUUUUGUGCCGCGCUUUGGCCGCGUCCCCGGCGCCCAAAGCGGCCGAGAGCGCGGCUCAGAGCGCCUCUCAGAGCGCGGCGGAAGCGCGGCUGGUGCCUUGGAAGCGCCUGGGCGACGAGGCCUUCCAAGGGGGGCGCUUCUUCAUGGCUGCGAACUUCUACACCAGGUGGUUGGAGGAACCUGAGGAAGAGAUGAAAGCAGCGGUGCUUUCCAACCGGUCCGCGUGCCUGGCCAAGGUGGGGCAUUUCGAGGCGUCCAAAGAAGAUGCCGAGAGAGCCCUAGAACUUCGACCCAACUGGGGCAGGGCCUGGAGCAGGAUCGGGCUGGCGCAUGCCAAGCUGGGCCAGGCGAAGGAGGCGGUGGAAGCCUACAAAAAGGCGGUGACCUUCGAUCCCUCCAGCGGCAACGUGGAUGCCUUGGCCUCCGUCACGCGGCAGUUGUACGGGCCGGAUAGCAACCUGGCACACGCGGAGAAGGAGAGCGGCAACUUGGCCAUGCGAGGGCACGAGAUGGGCCUGGCGGUGGCAUGCUACACCGUGGGCCUCAUGUUAGUGCCCGUCGAGGCGAUCGCUAGCGUCCCUGACGGCGUGCCGCCAGAGGAUGAACAUGCGCUGUUGAGGUCGGUGCUCUUUUCCAACCGAGCCUCGGCUUUCUGCCGUCUGAAGGAUUGGCAGAGCGCCAGAGCCGAUGCGGAGGCAGCGGUGGAGAAGAAGAACGAUUUCGUGAAAGCCCGCAACCGGCUGGGCACAGCUCUGCUGGCGGGCGGCCAAGUGGAGCAGGCCUACGCCCACUUCGCGCACGCCUUGAAGCUGGAGUCCAACAAUACCGCAGCCUUGAAGGGCCGCCAGGCGUGCAUCAGCAUCCUGCCCCUUUGGCGCUCAGUGCCUGCGCGGCGAAGGUUCCGCGAGCGCUUCGGGGUGGACCUUUGGCGGCCUAAGGGCACCACCAAGGUUUAUGCCAUCUCGGACGUACACUUCGACCACAAGUGCAACGAGGAUUGGGCGCAUCGCAUUGACGACUUCCAGUUUCAGGAGGACGUGCUGAUCGUCGCCGGGAACUUGUGCGACACCAGGAACGCCCUGGCGCGAGCGCUGACCACGCUGAAGGCCAAGUUUCGGCGGGUCUUCUACGUGCCCGGGAACCACGAGCUGUGGCUGAACCCGUCGGAGGCGGCGAAAUAUCCGGACUCCCUCUCCAAGCUCUUGGGCCUCAUGGAGCUCUGCGACCAGUUGGGCGUGGACUGCUCUCCCUCCGCCGUUUGCGAGGACGUGUUCGUAGUUCCGCUCCUCUCCUGGUACACCGCUGAGUUUGACGAGAAGGAUCCAUUCCCCGAUCCCAACGCGAACUUCGACCACCAGUGCCGCUGGCCGCUGGAUCCAGACACCCAGGUGUGGAAGUACAUGCUGAAGCUCAACGAAGCUCAUCUCCAGCAUCCCUACCACGGCACAGUCAUCACGUUCUCGCAUUUUCUGCCCUCGCGGAGCCUGCCUUUUGCGGCCUUCGGCAGAGCAGCAAAGGCGAUGGGUUGCGAGGACCUCAAUGACCAGGUGAAGUCAUUCCGGUUGAGACACCACGUGCACGUCUACGGGCACUCCUCCCGGCACUUCGCGCAGUACGAAGACGGCAUCCUGUACGUGAACCACUACCACGGCACAGAGGGCGGGCACGCGGAGAGGUCCCCGCUCUUCUUGGUGCACGAUGGAAAGGAUGUCGCCAAGCGGCAGGUGGAGAUCUACUCUGGGCCAACGAGAUCGUAGGACAAAUUUUCGCGCCCAAACUUCCAUGUGGUUA
Effrenium voratum is the source of this 2105-nucleotide messenger RNA. NCBI's taxonomy places the organism in Eukaryota, Dinophyceae, Suessiales, Symbiodiniaceae. The record is from the annotation of a GenBank genome assembly.